Molecule: messenger RNA, 1308 nt
Organism: Acomys russatus (golden spiny mouse)
Lineage: Eukaryota; Metazoa; Chordata; Mammalia; Rodentia; Muridae
Gene: Iqcc
Product: IQ motif containing C
Exons: 5
Coding region: 82-1308 (408 amino acids)
Molecular function (GO): protein binding
Source: RefSeq, a predicted model, not a curated record
CCUAGAGCGGCGCGGCCUAAAGAUUCACCGCGCAAGCGCACGCAUUCGGACGACGCACAGCACCGGGCAGUUGGCGAUGAGAUGGAGCCCGACCUCUUCCUUCGGAAGGUGUCUUUAUUGCAGGCCGGCAUCCGGGGCUUCUUGGUUCGACGUCAAUUUCAGAACCUUCGAGCUGAGUAUGAGGCCAUUGUACGGGAGAUCGAGGGUGACCUCGGCACGCUUCAUUGGACUGCGGGCUGCAUUCCCAAGCCCGUCUUUCUCCCAGAGGCAAAAUCUCAUUGCCCCUGGAAAGCAGAGAACACAGCAAACCCAGAGAAGAAGAGAGAAGAGAGCCCCGCAAAACCAGGAAGUCUUUGCAGAGAUGACAGCGCCUGGCUUCGGGCUGAGCAGGGCAGGAAAGCCAGCCAGAGGAACACCGGCGAUACCCAGGUCUCCAAAAUGGCAACUGAUGCAGAUCUAGGGCUGUCCCAGAGCCAACAGGAGCUCCAAGACCAGCGCAACCACUUGGCCAUGGAACUGCUAUGGCUACAACAGGCCAUCAACAGUCGGAAGGAGUACCUAAUUCUCAAGCAAACACUGAGAUCCCCGGAAGCAGGCCAGACCAGAGACAAGCCUGCUAACAUGUGCCUGAACCCCCAGGGACAGGCCUGCGAGAAGGCCUGGCUGCAAUCAAGCUGCUUUCUGGAGACUCAAUCCUAUAGAGACAGGACUAUGGGAGAGCUACAUCGUGCAGAUGACUUCUGCCAGGAGGGCAAACCGAAGCCCCAGGAAACCCCAGACAGUAUAACCAGUACAGGCAGAGGCCCUGCUGGGGCUGAGGUCAGGGAACUCUGCUAUAAGAAGGCUGGACCACAGCUGCCUGUAUUAGAGAGCCAGGCUGGAGGAGACAGGGUCACCAAAGGGCUAGACCACACACAACAGCCCUUUAAAGGAACCUGCCUACAGCAGUUGAAACUCCUAGAGGAUCAGACCCGUGGGGACCCCAAGCCUAGGAGUCCUUACUCUGGAAAGGCUGUGACACAGAGGGCCACACUCUAUGAAAACCCAGAUACUGAGGACAGAUACUCCAGAGAGCCAAGCUACAAAGAGGCUGACUGCCAAAGAGCCAGGCCACACGAUCUGAGUAUCUCGGAAGGCCACAGGAUUCAGGAUAGGACUUUGGCAGGGCAUGAACAUGGUAGCCUGGCUCUCAGAAGGACUAAAGCACCUAAGAGCCGACCUCCCAGUGCUAGCAGUUCCAGCCAUAAACCGUCCACCGAGCCUAGGCGGGAAGGAUGGGCAGAGCAGAGUACUCUGCUGUGGACGUGA